Molecule: messenger RNA, 534 nt
Organism: Gossypium raimondii (Peruvian cotton)
Lineage: Eukaryota; Viridiplantae; Streptophyta; Magnoliopsida; Malvales; Malvaceae
Product: arabinogalactan protein 23
Exons: 1
Coding region: 92-334 (80 amino acids)
Source: RefSeq, a predicted model, not a curated record
AAAACAGAAAACAAAAAGCAAAAUCAAUAAAUUUUGUUUUUCGUCGCAGCAAGUCUCUCGACUCUCAGUCAGCUUACUAUUCUUCAAUACCAUGGACAUGAAGAAGAUCUCCUGCGCCGUCAUUGUGGCCGUCGCCGCCUCUAUGAGCGAAGUCAUGGCUGCUGGCGCUCCAUCUCCAGCUCCGGCUUCAGCUCCAGGUGCAGCUUCAGCUUCAGCUUCAGCUUCAGCAGCUGCCCCAGGCCCAGACUCCAGCGUCGCAAUCUCAACAAUGCCUGUUCUUGGGUCCUUGGUUGGAGCCACCCUUGUUUCUUUCUUUGCCUACUAUUUGCAGUAAGCCAGCAAGAAUAUACGAAAGCAUGAAGUGUUGAAGAAUCAAAAAUGGUGGAUUAAUAAAUGUAAAAUAUUACUCGGGGUUCAAUCCAUUUUACUUGCUUUUCUUCCUUCUUUUUUUGUUCAUCACUUCAUUUGUACGUUCAUCAAAAAAGUUGAAUUCCAUGUGAUACUUUGCAAUUGAAAAAAAAGAGUUAUAUAUUU